AUGAACGCGCCAAGCCAUGACGAAGUCGAUCGGGUAUUGCGCCUCAAGCGCAAAGAAAGAGAAGCAAGAGCAUGCUACCCCUGCAGGAAAAGAAAGGUCAAAUGUGAUGGCAUUCAACCCUGUCGCACGUGUCAGAAGCGGAAUCACCCGCAUAUAUGCACCUACGACCCACCACGCGAUCCAAGAAGGGAGGCCUCUCACGCUGCCUCGAAUGUUCACUCCGCGUCACCAAGCCCAGCACGCGCGCAACAAUCGCGAUACCGGACCAAUGCCACGGUGACUGCUCCUGCCACCACUUCUUUGCGACCUGACGAUACAGGGAAGAAUUAUGUCUACUCAGGAGACAACUCGGUCGUUUCGAUACUGCGCUCGAGGGCUUCCGAUGCCAAUGAUUCUAUGACCCGCGAUCUUGGAUCUGUCUUGGGUCUCCAAAAUACCUUCAAUAACUACCCAUUUAUGGACUCCAAGACUCCCCAAGAGAAAUGGGUAUCGUUGCUCGGUGUUCUACCUCAGCGGAACGAAGUAUUGAAAUUUUUUCAUUACUACCGUGUGACAGCUUAUCCGUUCAAUCCCAUCCUGGCAGAUAUGGAUCGCUUCGAGUCGGACAUGUGCACAUAUCUUAAUGCUCAUGCGGCAGGGGAACUACGAGGCGAAGACAGGAUAGUUGACCGAUGGGCAAGUGACAAGUCUGUUGGUCAUAUCAGUCUCCUGUUGGCUACCCUUGCUGCCGGGGCUCAUUACUCGGACAUUGACUAUCCCCAACGGUUCGAAUUGGCAAGUGAUUUCGCUCGACGCUCCUUCCACGCGCUCCGCCUAGCCAACUUCCUUUUCAGACCAAGCCUCGAUAUUGUUCAAACACUUCUGAUUCUUGGCAAUACAUUGCAAAAUAUGGGCCAAUCAGAUGCGGCGUGGGCUUUAUUAGGAACCACGAUCCGGCUCGCCCAAACGAUGGGAUUGCAUACUGAACGGAGUACUUUACAGUGGCCGGAAUAUGUACGGAAUAAAACGCGACGCCUUUGGUCCACUAUCGUCUGGCAGGACAGCUUGCUAUGCAUGUGCUACGAUCGGCCACCGAUCGUGACAGUCACCGGAUGGACAACCGACGACACUCUUCUGCAACGGGGUGAGCUAUCCUAUCAAGAAAUCAUGCACUCUCUGUGCCGACUCAUCCUUGACAUCAUUCGGCCGGAUACGUUCGUAGGUGAGUUUGAUCGGGCGAUUGAAGCUCUCAAUCGGCUAGACUCGCUCUACCAGCACGGGCAGCCUCAUCUUCAACUGCGCGACAACUGCACAACCCUUCAACAGCACCUCGAGCACCUUGCCCUCAAAAUGCAUUCGUCAUUCUGUGUAUCCGUGGUUUGCCGCCCAGCGAUGAAACAAUCACAACCGCAGCCGCAUCUCCUCCAGACCAACAUUCUUCGGAGCCGGGCAAAGGGAAGUCUGAUCGAUGCCUCGCGAGCAUUCCUCGAUUUCCAAGCACUGAGUGUGGUCCCAUUACGUAGUUGGUCGAUGGUGCAUACUGUGCUGAGCUCCACCCUCCUUCUCUGUAUCUGGGAAGAAACGCGAAAUGACCCUCAAUGCCGAGACCUCCAACAGUGCGUUAUCGACGUGUUCACUGCAUCUGAGUCUCGAGCAACGGAUGAAGGUAGUGCAGUUAACGACGGCCAGUGGUUAUCUGCGAGACAUAUCCGUGCGCUGGUGACUUUGCGCGGAGCCUUGGAUCGAGAACCUGAAAGAAAUAUGGCCGACAGUGAGCCCUGGUUAGGACAAGGUGUGAACAACACUGGCUUUGGCCCGGGAAUGCCUAAUGACCUUUUCAACGAUGUCAACCCGUUUGACAAUUCGCCCGUGUCUUACCUCGAUAUGAUCAUGAAUGGUCCGAUGUUUGACAUGAGCCAGGAAAACGGGUUUCUUUAA
Molecule: messenger RNA, 1917 nt
Organism: Penicillium brevicompactum
Lineage: Eukaryota; Fungi; Ascomycota; Eurotiomycetes; Eurotiales; Aspergillaceae
Exons: 6
Coding region: 1-1917 (638 amino acids)
Biological process (GO): DNA-templated transcription; regulation of DNA-templated transcription
Molecular function (GO): carboxy-lyase activity; zinc ion binding; DNA-binding transcription factor activity, RNA polymerase II-specific
Source: RefSeq, a predicted model, not a curated record